AUGCCAUCAACAUGGUGCAUCGCAGCAUUUGCUCACACACUGGAAGAAAUGCUUGUCUCUAGAAUUGGAGCGGGUGGAAGAGCACAUUUUCGCUCAAAAGGACGCCGCGACCAUGAGACCAUCGGAAUCCAAAACCCCUAUUCCUCAGAAAAAGAGGUAGACAAAAAAGAAAAACCGUCCAAGAGUAAGAGAACCUCGUACAAUGACGUGGGGGUCGCUUGUUUUUUCACGUUAGGAUGCGGAAGCCAUGAAGACUUCCUGCAUUCCUCCCGUGGAUUUUCUUUACUUUUUAGCUUCAGACGGCAGGACGGGCCGCUUUUUCUACAGUCACCAGUCACCCCUUUAAAACGUACAGACGGCACUCCGCUAUUCCACAGGCAUUGGGCACGGUGUCGAAAUAGACUUCGCUGCAACAAAAUCCGAAUUCCAUCAAGAAACGUAUUUCCCUAA
Trypanosoma theileri is the source of this 450-nucleotide messenger RNA. RefSeq lists its product as uncharacterized. Lineage: Eukaryota; Euglenozoa; Kinetoplastea; Trypanosomatida; Trypanosomatidae. Bases 1 to 450 code for a protein of 149 amino acids. The record is from RefSeq and is a predicted model, not a curated record. The transcript has a single exon.